AUGGCUGCUGUGUGGUCAAAAACUUUUGUCCCACCUGGUGCCAGGCAAUUGGAGCAUCUAAAAGAAAAUAUCAAUGACAAUUCGGUAAGCAUGACAUUGUUCUGCGCUUGAAUAUUAUCCUUUUGGAUUUGGACGUCUUUUCUGAAUAAUUUCAACCAAUUUUUCUUGUUUAUGAUUGGGUUUGGACUAUUUUGAUUGAUAUUUGAUUAUUGUUUUAGCUUUACUACUUCAAGCACUACGACUCCAACGACACUCAAGCUUUUCGGACACGGAAGAGGACUGAUCUUACACUCGACGUCUCUUGGAACUCGGAAAGCGAGAUUGCCUUCUACCGCGAUGGAAUCCCACAUUCUGACGAUUCUGGAUUGAUUCAUCAAGGUACUCAAACAGACAUGGGCCUUUGUUUUGACGAUAAGCAUCAACAUCUUGUGAACUAUUGUGUAAGUUGGUUUUCAAAGUGUUGUUUAGGUGUAAUUUUAGGUAUGUGAUGGUUUGGGCAGCGUAUUUUGUCUAUAUGUGUGGAUGUUGCGAUAGAUUGGGUAACAUCUAGGGUUUUAUAAUGCAAAAAAGUAUUGUUAAUGUUGUAGUGUCGCCUAAUAUCUUGAUUUAAAUUGUUUAGCUAGGCAAGGCUUUAUUUUAGUUGGUUCCGAUCACAUCUACACUGUCUCCAACUUCUGACUACUCGUCUCCAACUUCCCCGAACACCUUCCAGUUUCCAUCUCCGGCUCUUCCAGUCUCUCCAUCGACCCGCACCAAACAGGUAUUCGACUUUAAUUUGAACUCGUCGGCUGCCAACUUUGCCAACAAAACUUUGCUAAACGACAGCCGAAAGAAGCACCAGAAUACUUUCUGUGGAUUUUGCUACAACAAUGCGAGAGUUAAUGUAGGUAUUUUGGCGGUUUUUACUUAUUCAUAUUGUUAUAGAUAAAUGUUUUUGGUUCAUGGUGUUUUUGUUGUUUAUAACGUAUGUAAUUGUUUUUGGACUAUUUCUAAUAGAAACUUGAUAUUAUUUUAAAUCUUUGCAAUUAAAAUUAUCUUUUCCAGGGAAUCGAUGUUUCUGGGCCAGGUCGUUGGUCGGAGCACAAUCUUCGUGAUGUGGAUGGCAGAGUAACCUGUCCUUGUCUUCGUAUGUUUCAAUGUCCUCUGUGUGGCGCGUCCGGCGAUCAGGCUCAUACUCAACGUCAUUGUCCCAAAAGAAACCGUGAAUAG
Bursaphelenchus okinawaensis is the source of this 1209-nucleotide messenger RNA. The record is from the annotation of a GenBank genome assembly. NCBI's taxonomy places the organism in Eukaryota, Metazoa, Nematoda, Chromadorea, Rhabditida, Aphelenchoididae.